Molecule: messenger RNA, 3114 nt
Organism: Anas platyrhynchos (mallard)
Lineage: Eukaryota; Metazoa; Chordata; Aves; Anseriformes; Anatidae
Gene: MISP
Product: mitotic spindle positioning
Source: RefSeq, a predicted model, not a curated record
GAACCCAGGCCAGUGAUGAGCCCAGCUGAAUUCUUGGAAUUCCUCCACGGGGCUCAGGCUGAGCUUAUCAGGGCCACGCAGCCCUGGGCCGCCCCGGCAGCACCCACACCCCACCGCCGCCCGGCCAGGCCACUCCCUGAGGACGCAGCUCAGGCGGGUGCCACCCUGGGGCACGGGGACCCCCGCGCCGAUGGCUCCAGGACAGGCCAGCAGGAUCCUGCCCUCUGCUCAACACCUCCUCAGGUGAGCCCGGAGCCCGAGGGUGCCCGCGAGGCCGAGCAGUGCCCCCAGCCUCAGGAAGGUGCAGAUUUGGAUGCUGACUCCUGCCAGGACAUGGACAGGGUCACCAGGCACCUGGUCUUCCAGCUCCCGCAGACGGCGCACCGACACGACCACGCGCCCGCGGAUGGCGACGACGACGUUUUUGGGUCCUCUCAGUACGGCAGCCAGAGGGUGGAAAAUGGCUACGAGUGGAGAACGAGGAUGAAGUCACCCUCGUAUUUCCUGGAUGGUGGGAAGGACGUCUGGACCCCUUCCCCCGACAGGGAGUCCAGGCUGGAGGUGGUUCGGUCGGGAAGCCUGUACGACCUGAGGGCCUACAGGGGUGAGAGGAAGCCCUCGAGGCUUUACGAGGACGACGAGCAGGAGCAGUACAGGCUCCAUCCACCAAACAUCUCACCUGAGAAAGCAAAGGAGCUGGAGGACGAGAGGAGGGAGGUGAUCCGGGGGCAGGUGGUGAGGAAGAGCUCCACCAUGGCCGAGCGGUGGAGCUCCAUGGAUGAGCUGAGCUCCAUCAACGUGGGCGCGGGCGGCCAGGGGGAUGCCAAGCACAAGGGCAGCAGCACCUCCAGCUUCGGCAUUUACUUCGACAAGGCAUCCUCGGGGAGGGCAGCAACGCCCAUCGACCCCGAAAGCAUAGACAGGGAGCAGAUCAACUUCGCCGCCGCCCGGCAGCAGUUCCUGAUGCUGGAGAAGACCAGCCCGGGCUCGCUGCUCAGCCCGGGGCAGCACGCCGUGUCUCCAAAGCCAGAGGCGAUGACAAGAAUCUCCAGGCAGGAGUGGCACAGUCCUGAGACCGCCACGAAGGCUGAGAGAGGUUACGGCGACGCCGCCGUGCCCAGCCAGGGCAGGACGGACACCAGCACCUACCAGGUGUACAACGUCUCCUACAGGACGCCCGUGAAGGCGGAGGGAAGGGAUGAUGCCGGGAGGUUUUAUCACACGGGGAAAACGUCCAGCCUGACCAAAGCGUCGUCCAGAGAUGACCUGGACUCUGGCCUGGGGGAGAUGUACACCGAGGGCAGCACGGGCUACGUCAGCAAUGGAAGCGUGGAGGCCUUCAAUGGCCUCGUGGACGUGAGGAACAGCAGCAGCAGCCCCGACAAGGAGCUGAAGGCCAGCAACGAGACGCCCAUCGAGCGGGAGAUCCGCAGGGCACUGGAGAGGGAGGAGAACCUCUGGAAGGAGAGGGGCAUCCAGCGGCUGACCUCCAGCAGCGAGCUGGUGGAAAUCCAGACCAAGCCUCUGCUCUCCAUGCACGCGUCUCCUGUUCCGGGCAGGAAAGGGAAGGACAAAAGCCGCGCUUCCUUCUACGUCCAGCGGGAAAUAGAGCAGGAAACCAAGCGCGAAGAGGAUCUGAAGAGGCAAGGGCGGCUGCUGGGGCUGUACGACCGGGGGACACAGCAGGAGCUGGACGAGCGCAAGAAGGUGUUCGAGCAGGAGGAAACCCCCCCGCCCAAACCGGCCCCCGCGAGAAGGGCGGAGGAGCGGAGGAGCUGGGUCCACGAGGAGCAGCCCUCGAGCCACGGCUCCGGCCCCGCGGAGGACACGGGGGCCGGGAGAGCCCUGUCCACCUACACGGUGACCCUGACGCGCUCCGUGCCGCCCGCCGGCGAGAGGGGCCGCGGGGAGCCCCCGGUGCACGACCACGCUUCCGCCAGCGCCGGCCGAUGGGCACGUGAGGAUUCCCAGGGAGGAAGGCUGCCCGGCUCCACCCCGAGCCCCGCGGCAGCGGGCGUCCUGCGCAAGGAGCACUUCUCCUUCCCCUUCUGGAAGCCCAGGAUCUCCUUCGUGGACGACAUGGGGACGCAGAGCCCGCUGAGGAGGGAGAAGGGGCCGGACGGGGAGGACGGCCGGGACGAGCAGUACACGCUGAGGACGUGGAAGCCCCAAACGUCGGCGCUGAUCGAGGAGGAGAUUCGGAGCGACCUGCAGCGGGAAGAGGAGCUGCAGGAGCAGCGCCGGCGGCGGCUGCUGUUCGAAGGCUCCCUGGGCAGCAGCGACGGCUUCUCCAGGGAGAGCUCCCACUCGCGCCACAGCUCAGCCGCCUCAGGUGCCAGCGGCAGCUACUCGGUGUCGGGGUCCCCGGUGCCCACCCCCUCCUCGCGCCAGGCGGGGGUCCUGGGCCUGGUGUCGUCCUUCACCCCGCUGCGCGUGGCGGCCCCCGGCCCGGACAGCAGCGACAGCCUCAGCCCCGACUCGGCUCACUCCAGCGCCUUCGAGGAGAGGAGGAGGAGGACGAAGGAGGACGGCAAGUACGCAGGCAUUGAGCCCGUGGACAAAAUCAACACGGAGGUGGUGGAGAGCACGCGGGUGGGGCGGCACAAGAGCGCCAUGGCGCAGCGCUGGGAGGCCGGGCUCUACGUGCGGGACGAGGACUGAGCUGCCCCGGGGGGCUGCCACCCGCAGGGACUCACACAUCGCAAAUUGCAUCCGUUUUUAAUAGAACAGAUGAUCCUUCCGAUAAAUUAAACGUGCUCGUUUGUGUCCCCCCCCUUCCCCCUGAGAUGAAAUAAUACUUACGUAAGGGGGUAAGAAUCAGAUCCCUUUCUUUUAAUUUCUUCUGCCAGGAGACAGCUAGAUGAAGAGAAAUCAUACGGUAAUUUAACUUCUUUCUCAUUGCAAGCUGUGUCCCUUACAAAAACAAGUUUUAUUUCUGAGUGGUUUUAGGUUUUCAGGUGCUGCAGCCCCAGCCGGGGGGGUGCCGCUGGAUCAACACCGAGCUGGGAAAUCGAGGUUUCUGAUUACGUCAGGCAAUCUGCUGAAGCGCAGUGAUAUCUAACAUGUAUUAAUGCUGUUUAUUUUGCUAAUUUAUUAAAGAGUCAUUGCUCUCAU